Messenger RNA from Staurois parvus, 331 nucleotides. NCBI's taxonomy places the organism in Eukaryota, Metazoa, Chordata, Amphibia, Anura, Ranidae. The record is from the annotation of a GenBank genome assembly.
UGGGCACAGGUGGGUGCACUGGUCGGGCACAGGUGGGUGGCACUGCUGGGCACAGGUAGGUGGCACUGCUGGGCACAGGUGGGCGCAAUGCUGGGCACAGGUGGGCGCAAUGCUGGGCACAGGUGGGCGCACUGCUGGGCACAGGUGGGUGUACUGGGGCACAGGUGGGCAGAACUGGUGGGUGGCACUGCUGGGCACCGAUCAUCAGGGCACUGAUCAUCAGUGCCCUGAUGAUCAGUGCCGAUCCCUGCUCUGACAACUGCCGUUUCUCGGUAGUACUUUCCUCGCGCUCUGACAGCGUAAGGAAAGUGCAGCCGAGAACCGGCAAUUG